Spea bombifrons (plains spadefoot toad) is the source of this 550-nucleotide messenger RNA. RefSeq names its product NADH:ubiquinone oxidoreductase subunit C2 (gene NDUFC2). The record is from RefSeq and is a predicted model, not a curated record. Bases 63 to 395 code for a protein of 110 amino acids. Gene Ontology annotation, biological process: mitochondrial electron transport, NADH to ubiquinone. Lineage: Eukaryota; Metazoa; Chordata; Amphibia; Anura; Pelobatidae. The transcript has 3 exons. Gene Ontology annotation, cellular component: mitochondrial inner membrane.
UGUUUUACUGUUGCUCCAGUCCGUCACCGCUGUGUGUUCCCCGUGUCCUUGGAAGCUGUACCAUGGUUUGGCUGCCGGACGAGGCGAAGUGUCUGCCGCCCCCGGGGCUGGCUAACAGGAACUCGCUGUGGUUCGGCCUCGUGGGGUAUCUGACCGCAAUUACCCACAAUUCAAUCUGCCGGUACCCGGCCCUACGGGCAGGGGUGCAUCGGCAGGUGCUUUUCACCACCAUCGGUGUUUUCGUUGGGUACUAUCUGACCAAGAAAGAGAACUACGAGCACGCCAAGCGAGACCGGGAGCUCUCCGAGUACGUGAGACAGCAUCCAGAAGACUUCCAGAAACCAGAAAAGAAGACAAUGGCUGAAGUAUUGGAGAAAUUUGUCCCGAUCCGCUAGACGGGUGAGAAGUCGGCCCGCCGGACGCCGGGGAUCACUGAGAGCGGAACGUCUCCGGAGCGGCUUCAUCGUGUUAACAAAGUUAAUUGUCUCUACGGUAUCGCUCGCUGCGGGGUUAAAAAGUCGUAAUUUAUAUAAUUAAAAAUGUAAGAAAA